AUGGCAAAAGAAAUUGAGGAGUAUUUUGUAAAGCGGCUUUAAACAUAUCUAUUAGAAUAUUUUUAAGAUUUUUCACAAAAUAAUAUGAAAAAAGUAAAUAAAUCAACAUAUGUUCAAAGUUUUCUUUAGGCAUUUCUUCAAAUAUUAAAUUGGAGAAUCUAUAAAUUAAGAAAUAAGCAUUACUAAAUUUUUCAUUUCCAAUGUACAUAAUAGAUGGAAAAAUAAAUAAUAUUACAAUUAAUGUAUUUGAGAGUAAAUAUUUUAGAUGCCUCUUAAUUACAAGGCCCAAUAACCAGAAAUGAUUAUUGAAGGAAUAAAUUUAGAAGUAUGUACAAUAUAAGAAGCAAGUCUAUUUGUUUAAAAUAAAGAUUAGUAAAGUUAAUAAGGAGUAGAGAAUUUGAAAUAACAUAAAUUAAAAAUUUGGGAGGAAUAAAUGGCAAAGUAUUUUGAAUAACUCUCUCCUCCUAAUUGGAUUUAAAAAAUAGUAGAUGGAAUAUAUAAUAAUAUGUCAGUAUAAGUGAAAUCGUUUUAAUUACGAUUUUAUAAUUAUUCAAUUUUUGGUUUUGAAACAUAAUUAAAAAUUAGAGCUGAUAUAUAUAUAAAAGCAACUGACAAAUAAUUUUAAUAGAAAUUUAAUGGUGAUGUUAAUGCAAUUUAUAAAUUAAUAGAAAUAAAAAAGUUAGGAAUAAUGUAUGUAAAAGUAGCUAAAAAAAAAGAAGAAGAAUAUUAAUUAUUAAGUCCAAUAGAUAUUUCAAUUAAAUUAAUAAUCAAUAAGAAUUAAGAUGAAUAAGGUAAACCAUUAUAAAAUUUAACAAUUAAUAUAGAAACUCCUGUAAUAUUUUAGUUAAAUAAGGAAUCUAAAAAUUAUUUGUUAAAAUUAAAUGAAGUACUUUAAAAUUUGGAAAUUGUUUAAGAUAAUUUUCAUUUUAGACCAAAAUGUGAAGUAAAAAAUAAUUAUGGAGAAUGGUGGAAAUAUUUAAUUAAUGCAGUUAUGUAAAAUUAGAAGAAUCACAAAUUAGAUUUAGGAUAUUCAUCAAGAAGAUUAGUUUUAAUGAAGAGAUAUAUAGAAUUAUAUAAAAGAAAAUAAACAAUAAUUUUAGUACCUUGGUUGACAUGUUGGACUAUUUAAGAUGAAAAUAAAUUUAAAAAAUGUGAAGAAUAAAUGUCUUUAAAAGAUUUAUUAAAAUAUAGAGAAUGGGCAUUUUAAGAGAUUAGAAUAGAAGCUAAGAGAUAUUAUAAUUCUUCUAAAGAGGGAUAGAAUAAAUAAAAUGCAAAACCUAUGCUUGAAAUAUUGAAAAAUACUAUAAAUGAUUAAUUUGCUUUAAAAGAUUAAAAAAAAAGGGAUGAUGAUGUACCAGUAGAAUUAGAAGCUGAAGAAAAAAUUAAUUUAUAUGAAAUACUUGAAAGAGAUAAAACAUAAGUUCUUUCAAGUUAUUUAAAAGGUUAGAAUAAUGAUCCAGAUUAAAUAAAAACUUAAAUUUAUGUAGGUGUUCAUUCAAUAUUUUUAAUUAUUUUAGAAUGUCGUCCAGCAAAUGUUGCUUAAUAUUGUCCUAAAAAUACUAAAAUAUUUUCUUUUUGUUAAUGUAAAUUAUGUAUUUAAUUAAUUAAAAAGCCAAAAAUUGAUAAAUAAAAACCAUCAAUUUUUAAUUAAAAUAAUUCAAUAUCUGAAGUUGUUAAACAAACUUAAAGAUAUAAUGAUGAUGGAUCAUUUCAUACUGCAAAAGAGAUAGAUAGUUUUUAUGAAGAAAUUGAGGAUUUAUAGAAAGAUGAUUUUUAAGAAAGUUAAGAAUAAAAAAAUAUUAAUUCAUAAUAAAAAUAAAAUUUUGAUUUCAAUAGAACAAAUAAAUUAAUUUUAAUUGUUAGUUUAAUAGGAAUUAAAGUUCCAGUUUCUAUUUAUCAAAAUGGUAGAUUAAAAACAAAUGAAAAUGAUAAUUCUACAAUAGUAAUAGGUGAAAUUAAAAUAUUAGCACCAGGUAUGGUAUCAAAAUUAAUGGAAUUUUAAAAUAAAUAUGAUGAAAAUAUUGAAAGUCAAUCACCUUUAUUUAAAAAGAAGGAUAAUUCUUAGAAAUAAUAAAAAGGUAAUGAAAAUUAAAAAUAAAUUAAUGAUUCAAGAAUUAGAAUAAGUGAAUUUGUAAAUGAUAUUUUUGAUGUAUCAGUAACAAAAGAUUAAUAAUAUUUUUAAGAUAGUGGUAAGUGUUUUGAAACAUUUUGUGAAUUUUUAAAUUAAAAUUAAAUGAGAAAUGUUUCAAGUUUUUUAAUAGAUUAUGAAAAUGAUAAACAUGGAUUUUAAGAUUUUGGAAUUGAAUAGUUUAAAAAUUAUGAUUAAUAUUUUGUAGUAAGUGAUGAUUAAGAUGAAACUGAUCAAGUUAUGUUAUUACAUGUUAUUAAAUAAUAAAAAAAUGGAAAUAAAUGGUCCUUUCUUAAAUAAGCUGCUUUAUAAAAUUAUGAUAAAUCAAGUUAAUAUGAUAAUGAUAAUUAAUGGAUUGGUUGUUCAAAUAAAAAAAAAUUUUUAGAUGAAGUUCAUAAUAAACUUAUAGAUAUAAUUAAAAAAUCAUUAUUUGCUCCUUUUUUAGAAGAAUUUGGUGAUAAAAUUAUUCCAUAAUGUAUAAUAAAUUUGAAAGAUAAAUUUACAUUUCCUGUAGAUUCAAAAAGUUAUAAUUUAUCUAUUUAAUUAUAUUUAGAAGGAGAUUAAUCUAAUUAUAAAAUAUCUCCUUAAAUUGAUAAAAAGAAAAAAGUUUCAUCUUAACAAACAUUAGAUGAAUAAUCAAAUGAAUAAAUAUCUAUAAUACUAAGAAAAUUUUCAAUAUUUAUUUCAUCAAAAAGUUUGAGUUCUUUACUUGAUUUUACAUAAAGUAUGGAUAAGACAUCUUUAAGUUAAGGAUAAUUAUAUGUUACUUAAGAUCAUAAACUUUUGGAAUGUAUUUUAAAGUCUAAACCAUUAGGAUAAGAAAAUACUAAACCUCCUGGAAUGAAAUUUUCAAUUUAAUUUGUUGAUAAAUUAAAAAUUAGAAUUGUAUCUGAUUAAAUAUCUAAUAUUAUUAAAACAGAAUUAAAAUUUUAAAUUAAAAAUCUUAAUUAUUCAACUGUUAAAAUUGAUGAUUUAUUUUAAAAUAUUGUAAAUAAAUAUGGAUAAACUUUGUAUUAAUAACAUUAUAAAUAUUUUUCUGCUUUUAGAUUAACAAUUGAAUAAUUUAAAAUUGCUCAUAAAUAUUUUUCAUAAGAUUACAGAAGUAAAAAUGAAGAAUUAAGAAAUUAUGAAAAAGAUUAAUCUGAUGACAAAAAAUUAGGUUAAUCAUAAAGUAAAUUUCCAUUUUCUAAAUAAACAUCAUCAUAAUAAUAAUCUUAAACUGCUGAUACUAAAAAUUAAUAAAAAAGUUAAAAAAAUUAAUAAUAACAAAAAUCUAAAGAUCCUAUGUUUCAUAUUAAAGGAAUCAAAUAAACAAUAUUAAAAACAUAAAUAGUAGCACUUAAAUUUUAAGCUAAUAUUGAAAAUCAUGCCUUAUUGACAGAUUCUAAAUUAUAUGUAUAAAUUCCAUUCUUAAAUUUGAGAAUCAAUGAUUCCUGUAUUUCUUUUAUUGAAUUUCUUUAAAUCUUAAAAAAUAAUAUUAGAGUUAAUUAAAAUCCAUAAUAGAAACAUAAAAUAGCAUAAGAUAGUCUUUUAAAAGCUGAAUUAGAUACUUUAUUUCAUGAUCAUAAAGAAUAAAGUUCAGAUUGUAAACACUGUAUCUUAAAAUAUAGAAAAACUGUAGAAUUAACAAAUAUCUUAUUUGGAGUCAUAUCAGAAAUUACAAAAAGUUCAGAUGUUCCUUGUUGGUUUCAUAUAUUACAUAAUGAAUGUCAAAAAUUAGGAAAUAAUUCAAAUUUCUCUGUUAAACGUAAAAAAAAUUAAGGAAUAAAAAUUACAUUUUAAAGUACAUAAAAAAUGACUAAUAUUGGAUUAUAUAAAUCUAUUAUAGCAUUUCCAAUACUUGUUAUUACUAGAGAUAUAGGAUAUUUCAAAGAUAAUAUUAUGAUUCAUUGUUCUGCAUCAAAAUAUAAAGAAAAAGGUGUAAAUAUUAGUAAAUAAAGAUUUGAUUAAGAAAGUGAAUAUAAUUAAUUUGAGAAAUAAAAUUAAAAAGAUAUAUCAUUUUAAAAAGGAUAAUCUGCUUAAAAAAAGGAUAUUAAUUAAGAAUAUAUAUAAGAUGAUACAAUGAAAGAAACAAAUUAUGUUUUGAUUUAGCCUGCUUUUAAAGUAAAAGAACCUCUUUUAUUUUGGUAAAAAUUAGAUGAUAAAUUUAUAUUUUAUUGUAGAAGCAAUGAAAAGGAUAUGUUUAAGUUAGAUUAUUAAAAAGAUUAUGAAGAUAAAUCAUAUGAAAUUAAUAGUUUAAUUUAAGAUGAUGAUUAAAUGAGAUAAAUUGAUCCUAAUCUUUAUAUAUUACUUUAUUAUAAUAAACCACUUAGAACAGAAUUAAUCUAAAAUAAAGAGAAUAUUUAAAGAAAUGAAAAGAAUUCAAAAAAAAAAAUAUUUUUUUCUUUAUAAAUGAUUAAAGCUAUUUUUCAAAAUUAACAUGCUGCUUGUACUGUUUUAACUACUUUAUAAAAUAUUAAUAAAAUUUAAUCAAUUAUAAAGAAAGUAUAAGAUAUUGUUAAUUAUGGUUAUAAAUUAGAUGAAAAUAUAGAGAAACAAUAAUUAUAAGAUAGUCCAAUUAAAUUAUUAGAUGAAAUGAUUAUCUCAGCUAAUAUUUCAAAUAUAUAUUUAAAGUCUAAUGAAUCAUUCUUUUAAUUAUCUUAAUUUAAAAUCAUAUUAAAUCUAGAAUAUAUGAGUUAAAUUUAUAAUAAUGCAAAAUCAAGUUUUCAUAACAAAAAUUCAUCAAGUAUAAUUAAUUAAGAACCAUUAUCAAAGAUUAAAAGUAAUAUUACUUAAUUAUUUCCUACUGAUGAUUUAAUUAUAGUAAAAUGUCAUUCAAUUAAAUUCAAUUUUAAUUUAGUCUCAAUUAUUGAUGUAAAAUUAAUACAAGUUUAAAAGUUUUCAGAUGCAUUAUUAUUAUAAGUAGAAGAUAUUUAAAUAAGUAUUACAAAUAAUUUAAAUAAAUAAAAAGAAAAUUUAUUAACAAUGCCUAAAAGAGAUAGAUAAACAUAAACUAAAUCAGGAAUUCAGUUUGAAUAAAAGAAAUUUGAAAAACCUUUGGCUAUAUGUAUAAAAUUAGAAUUUUAAAAUCUAAAUCCAAAAAUAAAUAUCUCUGUUCAUUAAGGUUAAAUUUAAUUAUCUUAAUAAAGGGUCUAAGAUUUAUUAAUAGGAUUGAAUAGUUUUUAUCUUUUAAACAUAGAAGAAUCAAUUUAUUUAAGGCAACAUCUUUUAAAAUAUAUUUUCUUAUAAGAAUUAGAAAUUAUGGGAUCUGAUCCACCUAAAAUUAUUAAUCUAUUUAUAUAAGACAAAGUAUAGAGAUAAUAAAGAAUGAGUUUCAUAUUGGAAUUGAAAAUAGAAGAAUUUUAAGUUGUGCUUUAGGAAAAGGAUAAAGAGUUUUUCUUUUUUGAAUUUCAUAAAAUUUAAAUGAAAAAAAAAUUAAAUUAAGAAUUAGAAUUAAAAGUUGAUGAUUUAGAAUUGAAACCAUAACCUUCUAAAGGAGAGAAUGUUCAUUAUCCUAAUUUAAUUAAAAAAAAUGGAGAUUAACCUAUGAAGAUUUUAUUAGAGAAUAAUAUAAUUCAUUUAGAAAAUGUGCAAUUUUAUAUGAUUUCAAGAUUUUUAAAUGAAUUAGAUGCUUUUAAAUCAGAAAUUGAAAAAAUAAUAUAAAAAAAUAAAGAUGAAUUAUCAGAAAAAUAUCAAAGUGAUUUUGAAUUUUAAAUGCAAUUAAAAUAAUAAGAGAAUUUUGAACUUAAUAAAGAGUAAUUUAAUUAUUAAAUUUUAAUAAAGAAUUCUUAAAUAAUAGUUCCAUAAUCUUCUUCAGAAAAAAAUUAAGUUAAAAUUUUAUUUUAAUAAGCAGAUGUAAAGGUUAAUAAGGAAAAACAAUUAUCUAAGAUACCAGAAAUAUAAGAUGAUAAAAUUGAAGUUUUAGAAUAACAAAAAUUAUUAGUAGAUUAUGAAGAUAAAUAUACAAAAAUUUCUGAAAAAUAAUUAGAAUUUUAAGAGAUUUAUAUAACUGAAAUAAAAGCAAAUUUUAAAAUGGUUGAAGUUGAUUAUGAAAUGUAUUGUGAUUAUGAUGAUUAAAAUCCUAUUAAGGGAAAUCUAUUAAAUGCAGGUAAAUAUUAUAUAAUUUAUGAAUUUAUUUAGAAAGUGUUGGAGUAGAAAUGAAUUUACCAAGUUUUGAAUAAUUUUUAGGAAUUAGUGGAUGGAAAUAUAAAGAUAGUUGUAUUAUAAAACCUGAAAAUUUAAAAAUGAAAUUAGAUUUAGGUAAAUUAAUGAAAAUUUAAAGCUAUAUUGAUUAAAAUUUAUCUGAAAAAUCAAGUCUAUUUGAAUUUCAUAAAUCUUCUCUUUAAAAAAUAAACUUUGAUGUAAUUUUUAUUAUUAAUUAAAUAAGCUUGAUUUAAUUUAAACAGAAGCAUCUUUAACUAGAUAUGGUUAAGUAGAAUAAGAAAAAUUAGAGAAACAUAAAAAUGCAAAAUUGUAUGAAACUACAAAACAUAGAUAGAGUAAAUAAUUUAAUAAUCAUAAUCAAACAAAAUAAAUUAAGAAAUAAAAUUAUGAUUCUUGA
Messenger RNA from Paramecium pentaurelia, 6668 nucleotides. Lineage: Eukaryota; Ciliophora; Oligohymenophorea; Peniculida; Parameciidae. The record is from the annotation of a GenBank genome assembly.